CGUGGCGUCAUCGUCACGCGCCGGAAGUGAGAGGCGCCGAGCGGUUCUCACGCGGAGGCGGCGGGAUGGCCGAGGCGGGGGCCGGCGCGGGCCGCUUCAAGGCCAACUACGCGGUGGAGCGCAAGAUCGAGCCUUUCUACAAGGGCGGGAAGGUGCAGCUGGACGGGACGGGGCAGCACCUGUUCUGCGUCUGCGGGACCAGAGUCAACGUCCUGGAUGUGGCCUCAGGAGCCGUGCUGCGGGGGCUGGAGCAGGAGGACCAGGAGGACAUCACCGCCUUUGACCUCAGCCCCGAUGACCAGGUGUUGGUGACUGCCAGCCGAGCAUUGCUGCUGGCCCAGUGGGCGUGGCGAGAGGGCAGCGUGGUCCGCCUGUGGAAGGCCCUGCACACCGCCCCUGUGGCCAGCAUGGCCUUUGACCCCACCUCCACGCUGCUGGCCACAGGUGGCUGCGACGGGGCCGUGCGGGUCUGGGACAUUGUCCGGCACUAUGGAACGCAUCACUUUCGGGGCUCCUCUGGCGUGGUGCACCUGGUGUCCUUCCACCCGGACCCCGCACGCCUGCUGCUCAUCUCUUCGGCCGCUGAUGCCGCCAUCCGCGUGUGGUGCCUGCAGGGCCGCACGUGCCUGGCCACGCUCUCCGCCCACUACAGCGCCGUCACCUCCCUGAGCUUCAGUGCCGACGGCCACAGCAUGCUCAGCUCAGGCCGUGACAAGAUCUGCGUCGUGUGGGACCUGCGGAGCUACCACGCCACCAGGACCGUGCCUGUGUUUGAGACUGUGGAGGCAGCUGUGCUGCUGCCGGAGGAACCGGCCCCGGAGCUGGGCGUGAUGUCCACCGACCUGCACUUCUUGACCGCGGGUGACCAAGGCGUGCUGCGCGUGUGGGAGGCGGCCUCCGGGCGGUGUGUGCACGUGCAGGAGCGGGCCCCGGGCCCCGGGCGGGUGCUGACGCACUGUGUCCUGGCCCCCACCGCGGGCCUGCUACUCAGCGCCACCGCCGACCACGACCUGCUGCUGUACGAGGCCAGGUCCCUGAGACUCCAGAAGCAGUUCGCUGGCUAUAACGAGGAGGUGCUGGACGUGCGCUUCCUGGGGCCCGAAGACUCCCACGUUGUGGUGGCCUCCAAUAGCCCAUGCCUCAAAGUGUUUGAGCUGCAGACGUUGGCCUGCCAGAUCCUGCACGGCCACACAGACAUCGUGCUGGCUGUGGAUGUGUUCCGGAAGGGGUGGCUCUUUGUCAGCUGUGCCAAGGAUCAGAGCAUCCUCGUCUGGAGGAUGGACAAAGCCGGCCGCGUGGCCUGCGUGGCGCAGGGCUCCGGGCACACGCACAGUGUGGGCACCAUCUGCUGCUCCAGGCUGAAGGAGUCCUUUGUGGUGACGGGCAGCCAGGACUGCACCGUGAAGCUCUGGCCCCUCCCGGAAGCUCUGCUGUCCCGGGGUGCAGCCGCGGAGGGCAGCCCCAUCCCACUGCAGGCCCAGACCACACAGCGCUGCCAUGACAAGGACAUCAACAGUGUGGCGGUGGCUCCCAACGACAAGCUCCUGGCCACAGGCUCCCAGGACCGCACGGCCCGGCUCUGGGCCCUGCCGCAGUGCCAGUUAUUGGGCGUCUUCUCAGGCCACCGGCGUGGCCUCUGGUGUGUCCAGUUCUCCCCCAUGGACCAGGUGUUGGCCACAGCCUCGGCUGACGGCACCGUGAAGCUGUGGGCACUACAGGACUUCAGCUGCCUGAAGACCUUCGAGGGCCACGAUGCCUCUGUGCUGAAGGUGACCUUUGUGAGCCGUGGCACACAGCUGCUGUCCAGCGGCUCUGACGGGCUCCUGAAGCUCUGGACCAUCAAGAACAACGAGUGUGUGCGGACACUGGAUGCCCACGAGGAUAAGGUCUGGGGUCUCCACUGCAGCCGGCUGGACGACCGCGCCCUCACGGGCUCCAGUGACUCGUGUGUCAUCCUCUGGAAGGAUGUGACUGAGGAGGAGCAGGCCCAGGAGCAGGCCGCACGCGAAGAGCAGGUGCUCAGGCAGCAGGAGCUGGACAACCUGCUCCACGAGAAACGCUUCCUGCGGGCGCUGGGCCUGGCCAUCUCCCUGGACCGACCCCACACCGUGCUGACCGUGGUGCAGGCCAUCCGGCGGGACCCUGAGGCCAGUGAGAAGCUGGAGGCCACCGUGCUCCAGCUGCGGCGGGACCAGAAAGAGGCCCUGCUGCGCUUCUGCGUCACGUGGAACACCAACGCGCGGCACUGCCACGAGGCCCAGGCUGUGCUGGGGACCCUGCUGCGGCAUGAGCGCCCCGAGGAGCUGCUGGCCUACGACGGCGUGCGGGCCUCGCUGGAGGCGCUGCUGCCCUACACGGAGCGCCACUUCCAGCGGCUCAGCCGGACGCUGCAGGCCGCCACCUUCCUGGACUUCCUGUGGCGCAACAUGAAGCUGGCCCCGCUCCCUGCCGGCCCAAGCCUCUGAGGCAGGAGGCCGGAGACGGUGCUGUCUGUGGCUCGUUUGCUACAAGCUAGGAGGUGCCUACCUUCAGCACACUAGUGGGCCCACACCUGUCGAGCAGACACAUGUGCCAGCUGGGAACCGGUGCGGCCCCCACGUGCCAACAGCAGGGCGUCUGUGGCCAGCAUGCCAUCAGACCCGCAGCGAGCCCUCCUGGGAGCAGGGGGAGGCGUGGAGGGCGUCCGAGGGCGCUCCUCAGGGACUCAAGCUGGAGCACAGACUCGAGGUGGGGGGGCCUCUGGAGGACGUCUGGGACUUGACUCGCCCUCGGUGCUGGCCUGAAGCUGCUUGGUGUGCACCAGGGCCACCGUGUAUGCAGACACUGGGCGUCAGCCUUUGAACCUUGGAGUGCCCACAUUGACCCCCACAGCCAGGCGCUCGGCGCAGAAGCUCUGAGACUCGCCAACCAGCUGGGAGCGGGCACAGCCGCAGUGACCGGGAGGCAGGAAUUGAGAGGUGGACGGGCCAGGCCCCAGCAGGCUUGUUGCAGACUGUAGUCUGGGCCCCUGAGCACCGACAUGUGGUCCCAGAAAAUAAAAAGAAUGAAGGGGCAAAGA
Molecule: messenger RNA, 3058 nt
Organism: Sorex araneus (European shrew)
Lineage: Eukaryota; Metazoa; Chordata; Mammalia; Eulipotyphla; Soricidae
Gene: TBL3
Product: transducin beta like 3
Exons: 23
Coding region: 66-2465 (799 amino acids)
Biological process (GO): endonucleolytic cleavage in 5'-ETS of tricistronic rRNA transcript (SSU-rRNA, 5.8S rRNA, LSU-rRNA); endonucleolytic cleavage to generate mature 5'-end of SSU-rRNA from (SSU-rRNA, 5.8S rRNA, LSU-rRNA)
Cellular component (GO): small-subunit processome; 90S preribosome; nucleolus
Molecular function (GO): U3 snoRNA binding; protein binding
Source: RefSeq, a predicted model, not a curated record